This is a messenger RNA of Racocetra persica, 969 nucleotides long. Lineage: Eukaryota; Fungi; Glomeromycota; Glomeromycetes; Diversisporales; Gigasporaceae. The record is from the annotation of a GenBank genome assembly.
AUGAAGACAAGAAAAUCUUUGUGUGAAAAAAGUGCUACUCUAAAUGAAACAUCUGCUAAUACAGAAAAGCAAACAGCUAGUAAUCAAGAUAUUGAAGAAAGUGAAAAAAAUUUUAGUGAAAUCACAAGUAAUAUUGGCGAAAUUGAAGAAAAUUCUAGUGAAAUCACAAGUUCGCCACUAAAAAAACAAAGACUACAUAAAGAUAAACAUAUAGAAUCUUAUAUGAAUAUAGAUGAAUCAGACCAAGAGGAUCAAGAAUCAAAUUCAGAUAUAGAAACUGACAAUAAUGAUAUAAUAGAAUCAAGGUUAACAUCACCUUUACCUCUAAACGAAGAGAAAUUAUCCAAUAAAAGAUUAUUAGCCAAUAAUAAAAAAUUUGAAGAACUUAAUUACAAUCAGCAAAUUUCACAAAAACCAGAUGAACUUCAAGAAAUUUCAAGUAAAUUUGAAGCUGCUGCUUGGUUAGCUAAACACUCACAUAUACUUGAUUUAGCAUUUGAGAUAUACAAUGCAAUAUCACGAACUUUGGAAAAUUCUCAAGAAUCUUUAUCAAAAUUAAAGUUUUUGUUGAGUGAUAGAAUGUCAUUAAUUACUUUAACAAUGAUAGCAAACUUAGAACUUGAAGCAAAAGCAUUAUUUUUAAGAACAAGGAAUAAUAUUCCUGCAUUGUAUACUGAAUUAGCAUCUGCUAUAUAUGGUAUCUCCAAAGUUGACAAGCAGAUGCCAGCAUUAAUUAAGAAGUGUGAGAUACUUUCUCAAUUUCUUGAAGCAACAGAACAGCCUGCUCUUCGUAGUAAUAAAAGAAUAUGGAAUGCCUUGAGUGAUUUUAAAACUGAUAUGAAAGUAGCACUUCGUAGUUGUGAUGCAAUUACUGUUAACUUGCCAAUUCCAACUGUACUUGGUAUUGUCGUUCGUUUGCCAGUUCAAGAUUUAUUAAAAUAUAAAACCGAUCAGCAAAGAAGUAAAUAG